AUGAACAGUGUGACAUGCCGUUUCUGUCUGGAACGGCUCCGAUUCCCGAUCCUAUUUCCGGUUGAGGCACCGAAUUUGCGCUAUCGUCGUAUUGUGCACGAAAUCAAAAAUCUGUGCACCGAUCCACCUUAUGGAAUUCGUGUACUAGCUUUGGACACGGAAACCUAUUCACAUUGUCUGGCCGGAAUCGAGGGUCCGCCCCAAUCCCCGUAUCAGGGUGGUCUGUUUUAUGUGCACGUUUUAGUCCCGGACAGUUAUCCGAUUCGUCCACCUGUGAUCCGAUUCCUCACUCGUAUUCUGCAUCCCAAUAUCAGUUUCCAUGGUGAUGUGGGUAUGGAUUGCAUUCAGCACAACUGGAGUCUGGCUCUCACCCUGGAGAAAUUGCUUAUCAGUGUCCAAUCUUUGCUUACGGAUCCAUACACCAAAGUUUGUAUGGAACCGGUCAUUGGGGCACUGUACACACACGAUAUCGGACGAUUUGAGGUGCUGGCCAAAUUAUGGACAUGGAAGUUUGCUUGUCACGAUUAUCUGUCUGUGGACUUUGUAGCGUCCAUGGUUUUACCUAACUACGUGGAACAGAUGCGUCAGCGUCUGAGCGAAUGUUGA
This is a messenger RNA of Echinostoma caproni, 606 nucleotides long. The record is from the annotation of a GenBank genome assembly. Lineage: Eukaryota; Metazoa; Platyhelminthes; Trematoda; Plagiorchiida; Echinostomatidae.